Molecule: messenger RNA, 465 nt
Organism: Chenopodium quinoa (quinoa)
Lineage: Eukaryota; Viridiplantae; Streptophyta; Magnoliopsida; Caryophyllales; Amaranthaceae
Product: B3 domain-containing protein REM9-like
Exons: 2
Coding region: 1-465 (154 amino acids)
Molecular function (GO): DNA binding
Source: RefSeq, a predicted model, not a curated record
AUGGAGGGUUCCUCUAAGAAGUUUUCUCUCAUCAACUCCCAUUUUUUCAAGCCUCUUUUGCCGGGUUUCGAUUCUAAUUUCGCAAUUCCGAAGUCAUUCAACAAGUAUCUAGGAGAAGACAUUGAAGAGGCUGAUGAAAAGAUUGCUAUAUUAAGAAACUAUAAAGUUAAGGAUAAUUUAUGGAUGGUAAAAGUGUGUUAUUUUGAUGAUAAGUUGAAUUUUAAAAAUGGAUGGGAGAAAUUUUGUAAGGAUCAUGGUUUACAAAUUGGUGAUUUCUUAGUGUUUAAGCAUCAUCAAAACUUGGUUUUCGAUGUUUUCGUCUUCGAUUCUUCUUGUUGUGAGCGUCCGUUUCCUGGUUUCAAUAAUCCGACUACAGAAAAUGUGAGAUCUUCUAGCUCAAACAUUCCAUCUAAGAAGGGCUCUUGCAAAAUUGAGAAAGGUCAGUUACUUCAUUUUUCUAGUUGA